Molecule: messenger RNA, 1158 nt
Organism: Telopea speciosissima
Lineage: Eukaryota; Viridiplantae; Streptophyta; Magnoliopsida; Proteales; Proteaceae
Exons: 4
Coding region: 68-1102 (344 amino acids)
Source: RefSeq, a predicted model, not a curated record
CACCUAUUAGGUCACCUGCUGCGAAUCUGUGAGAGAGAGAGAGAGAGACGUAGAGAAGCAGCAUCCGAUGAGCAGCCGGUCGAGUUUGAGCCCUCAUGACGAAUACGAAGACCGGACCGGAGGCGCGGAGACGCUGGCUGAGGCGGCGUUGAGAGUCCUCAACACCGCCGAUCCUUUCGAGAAGGCUCGACUCGGAGAUGUCACGGCCACGCGAUGGCUCCAGGGAGCUAUUACCCAACGUUACCACCCGUCUCUCGAUUUCGUUGUCCCUGACAGACCCGCCAGGCUCUCCAAUGUCAAAUUGGUCUCUCCAAGUCUUAUGCCGAAGCUUGGCAAGGCCGGCAGCUUGCAGAGCAGACAAGCCAUCGUCCAUAGUCUCGUUCAUACGGAGAGCUGGGCCAUCGACUUAUCUUGGGAUAUCAUCGCCCGAUUCGGUAAACAAGAGGCAAUGCCAAGAGAGUUCUUCACCGAUUUCGUGAAGGUAGCUCAGGACGAAGGUCGACACUUCACUCUCCUCGUGGCACGCCUGGAAGAACUGGGUUCAUUUUAUGGAGCACUCCCAGCUCACGAUGGUCUCUGGGACUCGGCUACCGCUACUUCCAAGAAUCUUCUGGCUCGUCUAGCGAUCGAGCAUUGCGUCCAUGAGGCCAGAGGACUCGACGUGCUACCAACGACCAUCACUCGGUUCCGCAAUGGAGGCGAUGAAAAAACAGCGUUUUUACUGGAGACCGUGGUGUACCCAGAAGAGAUUACUCACUGUGCUGCGGGAGUAAAAUGGUUCAAGUAUCUUUGCUUGAGAUCCAGGAAUCCACCAUCCUCAACCUUGGAUGUCAACUGCUUGGGAUCAAGCGAUAGUGGAACCCGAGAAAGCGAGAGCACACCAGAUUGCGUGGGAGUCUCGGAAGAAGAAAGAACAACAAUGGCAGAUGGUGAUGGUGGGGAAGAUGAGAUUGUGGAAGUGAUCGAGACAUUUCAUGCUACUGUAAGAAAAUACUUCAGGGGUCCACUGAAGCCUCCUUUCAACGAGCAGGCCAGGAAAGCUGCCGGGUUUGGCACCCGAUGGUAUGAACCUCUCGCUGUCAGAGAGGAAAGGCCGGAAUAGCAACUCAAGCUUUAUUCUACCUUUGUCUAAGAUUUGAGUCUUACAGAAAUCAAUUG